AAGUGCUACCGUCCAAAGUUUCUUUUAAUUAAUCGUUAGAAAAGAACUGAAAGGGCGGACGCCAUCGCCCCACCGACCAGAAACCCUAAUGCAAGAACAAAACCCUAACCAUUUCAUCCGGCAUCGGACCGACCAAGAGUUCUGCAAAUUGCAGUCAUAGGCUCGCCUCCGCAGCGGCUGCACUAGUUUUUUCAGCCUACUGAAUUUCUUUUUAGGAACGAUGAAUGGAUCAUUCAAUGGGCAGAUUUUGGUGGAUAAGCUUACCAGACUUAAUAAUUCACAGCAGAGUAUAGAGACUUUAUCGCAUUGGUGCAUCUUCCAUCGGAACAAAGCUAAGCAAGUUGUUGAAACGUGGGAACAUCAAUUCUAUUGCUCCCCUAGGGAACAAAGAAUAUCCUUCUUGUAUCUUGCCAAUGAUAUCUUGCAGAACAGCCGGCGAAAAGGUUUAGAAUUCAUUAAUGAAUUCUGGAAAGUGCUUCCUGAUGCUUUAUCUGAUGCAUUUGCUAAUGGAGGUGAUAUCGGAAGGAAAACUGUACAGAGACUGGUUAACAUUUGGGAAGAGCGUAAAGUUUUUGGUUCACGGGGGCAAAUCCUCAAGGAAGAGAUACUGGGAAGGAAGCUUGAAGAUAAAAAUAACAAUGGAAAGACCAUUACUCAAAACUUGAAGCAAUCUAGUGGAAUACUAGAAAAGGUCAUUUCAAGCUAUGAUAAACUUUGUGAUGAAGAUUCGUUAUUUGGAAAAUGUCAAGGUGCUCUUAACAUCAUUGAUAAAUUAGAAAAGGAACUGGGAAGUGAUUUUGAAAUAGGAAGCGAAAAUGGAUCUGAAAUCAUUGGGAACUUACAAAUUAAGCAUGGCAUUCUAGGAGAGUGCAUUGAACAACUGAAAGCAUCCGAAUCGUCUAGAGCAACUCUGAUCUCAUAUUUAAGAGAAGCAGUUAAUGAGCAGGAACAAAAGCUUGAACAAAUUGGCCAUCAACUCCAGGUUGCUGAACUACGUUGCAAGCAAACGGGUAACAUCUUAUCACAGUUCAAUGUCGAACAGCAGCCAGACGCACAGAACCCGAUAGAGUCAUCACAGGCCUUCUCUGGUGCCCCUCCUGGCUUUGCACCAGAAGCUAGUGCCAGCUCUGCUGCUGAUACACAAAUCACCCUGAGCAGAUGCACCCAGGAAGAACCUCUCACUGAAAUCAAACCUUCUCUAACUGAUGAGAACAGGAAAACAGAAGCUGCUGCAGUUGCAGCGAAACUCACAGCAUCUGCCUCUUCAGCCCAAAUGCUCAGCUUUGUCCUCUCAUCUCUUGCCUCAGAGGGUGCACUUGGCCAGGCCAAUAAAGAAGAAUCCCCUGACAGCAAGAGGCCUAAAUUACAAAACAGCUUGCCGCCACCUCACCCGCUGCUCCAAGUGCCAAUGCCCAUAUAUUCACAUUCAGAAGCAAUGCAUCUGCUUCCUCCGCUGCAGUCUCCAUCUCCUAAUCUGCUGGAGCCACCAUCCACUUCGGUGUCACUUGCAACACCAUCGCCAUCAGCUUCCGUCCAGUUCAUGCAGUCUGUAGCAGGGCCUAUGACAGGCGUCCCUUACGCUUAUGGCUCAGCUCCACCACCUCUUCCGAGCUAUCCAAUGUUUGGGAUGCUUCCCAAUCUAAGUGCUCCAAGUCCAUUCUACAGCUUUCAACCUCCCGAAGGAUCCAAUCUUGUUGUUCAACCACCGUUGCCAUCAGGACCGCCUCCGCUGACCCGGCAAUAACUGUCUUUUGACUAGGUUAUAUGAAAGAUUCCGCCGAUGCCCCAUAUACUGAUGCAAACUCACUCUUUAGCCAUGUACAAACUUAAAUUGUUUUUUUUUUUGACUGAAAGCUUAAGCAUGUACAUUCUAUGAUAGCACUUACCUACACUAUGGUAGUUGAAGAUACUGUUAUAGUGUGUUGUGUUUUAAGAUCAAUAUUCCUAUGGACAUAUCAUGAACAUUUGUACUAAUGAAUAUCAAAACCAUGUUUUUAGAUUCUA
Zingiber officinale is the source of this 2004-nucleotide messenger RNA. Its product is annotated as regulation of nuclear pre-mRNA domain-containing protein 1A-like. The record is from RefSeq and is a predicted model, not a curated record. Gene Ontology annotation, molecular function: RNA polymerase II complex binding. The transcript is spliced from 8 exons. NCBI's taxonomy places the organism in Eukaryota, Viridiplantae, Streptophyta, Magnoliopsida, Zingiberales, Zingiberaceae. Gene Ontology annotation, biological process: mRNA 3'-end processing. Bases 221 to 1744 code for a protein of 507 amino acids. Gene Ontology annotation, cellular component: RNA polymerase II, holoenzyme.